Rotaria sordida is the source of this 724-nucleotide messenger RNA. Lineage: Eukaryota; Metazoa; Rotifera; Eurotatoria; Philodinida; Philodinidae. The record is from the annotation of a GenBank genome assembly.
UUUUUGUUUUUCUUUCAAUUUAUCAACAUUCAUUAUUAGAUACAAUCGUAUUACAGAUGAAGGUGCUGGAUUUAUUGCUGAUUAUUUAACAAAUGAUCAAUAUGUAUUGGUUCUUAAUUUACAAGGUAAUGAUAUACAUCGAAAAGGUGCUCAAAAUUUAUCGAAUGCUCUAAAAGUCAACACAACAUUAAUAUCAUUAUCACUUGCUGAUAAUAGUAUUGGCAAAGGUGGUGGUAUGGCAUUUGCUGAAACACUUCAAAUAAAUAUUACUCUUGAACAUCUUAAUUUAGCAAAUUGUGAUUUAGAAAUGGAUAGUCUAAUAGCAUUAUUAACUAUUUUACGUUAUAAUCCAAGUUUAAAAUCGAUUGAUUUAAGUCGUCCAAUACCACAAUAUCAACAUUCAAAUUGGAUGGAUGAUAUUGCUAUUCAUAUUGCACAUAUGCUUGAAAAAAAUAAUGUUUUACAAGAAUUACAUGUUCAAAAAUUCGAAAUUCGUGAUCCAGGUUUUAUGUGGAUUUGUGAAAAAAUGCAACAUAAUCAAACAUUACUUUUUCUUGAUCUUAGUUGCAAUCGAAUUACACGUGAUAGUGCUGUUUAUUUAGCAUCAAUGCUUGAAAAAUGCGGUCUUCUGAGACUUAAUUUAGCAUUUAAUAGAUUAGAAAAUGAAGGUGCUGGUCAUUUAGCAACAGCAUUACUUCAAUCAAAUUCAAAACUUCGAAGGUAA